Messenger RNA from Chenopodium quinoa (quinoa), 1899 nucleotides. Its product is annotated as protein ACCELERATED CELL DEATH 6-like. The record is from RefSeq and is a predicted model, not a curated record. The transcript has 5 exons. The coding region runs from base 1 to 1899 and encodes 632 amino acids. Gene Ontology annotation, cellular component: plasma membrane. Lineage: Eukaryota; Viridiplantae; Streptophyta; Magnoliopsida; Caryophyllales; Amaranthaceae. Gene Ontology annotation, molecular function: protein phosphatase 1 binding; protein phosphatase regulator activity.
AUGUCAGUGGAUGAAAAUGCAGUGAUUGAAAGUGAGAAGAAUGUUAUGUUCCUGGCUGUCGAGAAUGAAUGUCAUGCAGUUGCCGAAGAGAUAUUGACGAUAAUCGAUAACAAAGGUUGGACUCAACUUCUUACUAACCAUCGCAACUUGACUGUCUUGCAUCUUGCACCGUUAUGCACAGAAAACUUCUGUGCACGACUAAUCGAAGGACAUCCAGGAUUAAUAAAAAAGGUUGAUAAAGAAGGAUCUACAAUAGUUCACUUUUGGAUAAAAAGUGACAAAGAAUGGUUAUUUAAAUUCAUACUUGAGAGCAAGUGGAAGGUUUCGUUUGUCAAACUUAUUGAUGUUAAGGAUUAUAAUUACCAAAAUAAUCCUUUUCACGUCGCUGCAACUAGCUCUCAUGAAGCAACAAACCAAAUUGUACAACUCCUUGUAGAAGCUUACAAAAAAAACAAUCUAAAUUGGGAUGAAAAAGAUAUAGAUAUGUUGCCGUGGUUUGAAAAGAAUAAAGAAAAUGAAGGACCUCUGCACUUGGCAAUACGCCAUAAACAUGAAGAUCUUGCACUGUACAUACUGUCCCUUGUCAAGAAUGAUCAAAAGGUAGAUCUAGAAGAGCUACUAGAUUAUUUCAUGCCGGAGCACUCUACAUUGUUUCUUGCUAUGGAAAAUAAUUGCGUUACAGUAGCCAAAUUCAUACUGGAAAAUUUGGAUAAAGACGAACGAGCCAAAUACCUGAAGAAUUUCUUAGAUGGCCGGAAUAUAUUGCAUCUUGCUACAGAUUUAGUAGACGAAAAGUUCGGGGCAUUACUAGUAAACGAAGAACCGGAACUCAUCACCGAAAAAGACAACAAUGGACAAUCAUCUUGGGAUAAAGCAUUUGAACUUGGUCGUGUAUGGUUUAUACAAGCAGCUUUGGAAAAAAAACCGACUGUGUUCGAUAGCGAACCACGGCCUUGGAUUAAAGCAUGUGAGAAUGGUCAUGUCUCAGCUCUUCGAGCCUUCAUCGACCAUAUUCCAAGAGAAUUUCUAUAUCUUUGUAUUGAGUAUAAGGAUUCUCCUUUACAUCACAUUAAACUUUCAAGUUUAAAACACUAUGAAGAGUUUCUUAAGAUUCCACGCAUGAUGGAUCUAAUUAAUCUUCAAGAUUCUACAGGUGCAACACCUUUACACAAAGCAAUACAAAAUGCAGAUUUAUUAUUGACUGAAACUUUACUCACCAUUGAUAUGGUAUUAUAUGACAUCAAGAACGAUGAAAAUGUCUCUGCCAUAGAUCUGUUGGCUCAAAAAUGUGAAGACAAUCAAGCAUGUCCAUGGGACAAGAUGUGCAAAAGACAUGGUCUUAAUCCAAAGAUUAAAACAACGUACUUUCGAGCUAAGACGAAUUUGUUGGAUGUGCGAAAUUCUCUGUUUGUGGUAGCUGCUUUACUAGCCACUAUUACAUUCACAGCUGGAUUCACUCCCCCCGGUGGAUUUACUCAAGACACCGGUGAAGCAACUUUGGCAAAGAAGGCAACUUUUUUGGUGUUUUUGGUAUCUGAUACACUAGCACUAUUUUUUUCAAUGUUGGUGUUGAUUUGCCUCAUAUGGUCUAUGGUUUACGAAUCUAGUCAAUCUUUGUUUUUGAUUGAUCGAAGUAUGGUGUUACUCCGUUUUGCAUUAAAUAACACAUUAUUGGCAUUUAUGACGGGAGUCUACGUUGUCAUAGCUCCAAAGUCAUUGUGGGCAGCUAUUUUCAUUAUUGUCAUCGUGAGCUCUCUCAUUGGAAUUUCAAUCAGCAAGACUCUCUUGUACAAAGCACUAUUGUAUCUAGACAAGUUUUUCCCUUCUCAAAAUAUGAAGAAGUGCAGAGAUCGAUUUCAUUUGAUGGAAUUGGGGUGCAUCUCCAAUAAGAAUGAGUAG